GGGGGUCAAGGCGCCAUGGUUAAUGGCUACUUGAGGCUAGGGAAACUGAUAGAUAAAUAGCACUUCCAUUCUCGACCCAAACUACAAUUAACAGACGAAAAUGGCGGCCACUGCUACAUCUGCAUCAACUUUUCUUCAUCGUCUUCAUGAUGAUACCUCAUUAUCAAGGGGAAUGUAUCGUCGCUCCUCUUCUCUUUCUCUUCUAUCUUCCCCUACAACUUCCUCUAAAUCCGCCCGAAUCCAGUUCUUCCCAAAAGGUUUGGCAAACCCGCUAUUUGUGACGCCGGCAGAGAAGAAGAAAUCAUCUUUUCAAACAGAAGCUGUUCGUCAGUUGACUGGUUCGCUGACAAAGGCCGAGGGUUUUCGUUUUGCUAUCGUUGUUGCGAGGUUUAAUGAAAUUGUCACAAGGCCUUUGAUGGAGGGUGCUUUGGACACAUUCAAGAAAUAUUCAGUGAAGGAAGAAGAUAUUGAUGUUGUGUGGGUCCCUGGUUGUUUUGAGGUCGGUUUGGUUGCUGAAAAGCUUGGAAAGUCAGGGAAAUACCAUGCAAUCUUGUGUAUAGGAGCUGUGAUAAGAGGUGAUACUACCCACUAUGAUGCUGUUGCUAAUUCAGCUGCAUCCGGAGUCCUUUCUGCUGGACUUAAUUCAGGUGUUCCCUGCAUAUUUGGAGUAUUGACAUGUGAAGACAUGGACCAGGCCUUGAAUCGUGCGGGUGGUAAAGCAGGGAACAAGGGGUCUGAGACGGCUUUGACCGCUAUUGAGAUGGCAUCUUUAUUUGUGCAUCAUCUGAAGGAGUGAGUAAUCUUUGUAUGUCAUUUGUUGAAAUCACGCUGCUCAGAGGAAUAUGAUGACUAGCUUUGCAGUUGGUGUUCCAUUUUUUUCCCCUCUUGUUUCUGUUUUUGUGUUAUUUUGAGGAAUAAUCAGUGUUGUGGUUUUGUUGAGUUAAUGACAGAACCAAGUUAAUAAUGGAAAAAAGAAGCCAGAAUUUCACA
Cynara cardunculus var. scolymus (artichoke) is the source of this 990-nucleotide messenger RNA. RefSeq names its product 6,7-dimethyl-8-ribityllumazine synthase, chloroplastic. The transcript is spliced from 8 exons. Gene Ontology annotation, cellular component: riboflavin synthase complex; intracellular anatomical structure. Gene Ontology annotation, molecular function: 6,7-dimethyl-8-ribityllumazine synthase activity. The coding region runs from base 101 to 796 and encodes 231 amino acids. NCBI's taxonomy places the organism in Eukaryota, Viridiplantae, Streptophyta, Magnoliopsida, Asterales, Asteraceae. The record is from RefSeq and is a predicted model, not a curated record. Gene Ontology annotation, biological process: riboflavin biosynthetic process.